Messenger RNA from Ciona intestinalis (vase tunicate), 5483 nucleotides. NCBI's taxonomy places the organism in Eukaryota, Metazoa, Chordata, Ascidiacea, Phlebobranchia, Cionidae. The record is from RefSeq and is a predicted model, not a curated record.
UUUCAUACUGCAUCUUUUUCCAUUAGGCAUAGGUUAUGUCCGUAAAAAUAAUGUAUUUCCUGCCAUACAUGGCCUGUAUAAUAUGCCUGUGGCUAAUUGGACAUGUGGUGGCUCAGAAUACAGAACGUAGUGAGCGUCCUCCGCCACAACUAAGUACGUUGUUAUGGCAACCGACGAGGCGAACUUCCCCAGCUGUUACGGAGGAUUACCUGUGGUCACGUGGGUUAGUCACGCCCUCGUGGCGACCAAUCAUAACAGAGUCAUCGGUUCUGGUGGACAUUAUAUUUCUCGUCGACGGCUCGGGUUCAGUGAAUUACAACGCACCUGGUAACUGGCGGAGGGUUCUAACUUGGAUAAAAGCGGUAGCUUCUGGUUUUAACAUCUCAAACGAGAACGUGAAUAUAGGGGUUGUCCAGUAUUCACACUGGUAUCGUACAUUGCCCAUGUCCAGUCAAAUCUACCUAAAAACUGAAAUAGCUUUGAACAGAUGCCGAACUCAAGCUUGCUUUCAAUAUCUCGUGGAUAAAAUACAGAUAAUGGGGUACACGACUUACACAGGUGCUGCAAUAAAUAAGACUAUCCUGGAGGAUUUUUCUACCACGCCAGCUAGAAGUAAUAAGAUCCUAAUUCUGCUGACAGAUGGAAUAUCUAAAGAUGAUGUGAAUUAUGCAUCAGCAUUCGCAAGGAGACAGAACAUAACAAUAUUUUGCAUUGGUGUGGGAUCUUAUUCAUUAUCUCAGCUUCAAAUAAUUGCCAAUGGCGAGCUUAACAACAACUGGAGGAUUUAUCAACUUAACUCAUUUAACCAACUUCCAACUACUGUGCAAAACUUGCAGAGAGAAAUUAAAGCAGUUUAUGAUAUACCAGCUUGCACACCUCUCAUACCACCCAUCCAUGGACAGCUGACUUGUACAAAUGCAAAUGAAAUUGGUUCUACUUGUUCUUACAACUGUGACCAUGCUGGUGGUUAUGGAAUACAUGGUAGCGAGAAUCGAACAUGUCAAUACUUAACUAUGGGUGUGCCAAGAUGGUCAGGAGAUAUAUCUACAUGUGGAGUUUGUACAGCAAGUUUUGAUCUUCUUGUAAUAAUUGAUUCAUCAUCAAGUAUUGGGUUGUUUAACUUCCAGAUAAUGAAGGAUUUCAUCAUAAGAUUGGUGGACACUGUUGAAAUUGGCCCUGACAAAGUGCAGGUUUCAGUGAUAACAUACAACAGGAGGAUAUAUGAUAAGUGGAAUUACGACGCUUACUCAAACAAAAAUCAAUUGCUGCAGGCAAUCAUUGGUUUAACAUAUUCUGGUAGUGGAACAAGGACAGGUCGUGUCUUGGGGUAUGCAGUUGACUACAAGUUUCUGCCAUCAUAUGGUAGAAGACUAAACAAACCACACAUUACUAUAAUCAUCACUGAUGGAAAGUCUUCAGAUGCGAUAACAAGUAACACAUUAAAUAGACUUCACGGAAUGUCUAAAGUAAUAGCAAUUGGUCUUCAUGGGGCAAACCAACCAGAAAUUCUUCGAAUUGCAUCGAACCCUGACUCACUUUAUGCUCAUAGUGUCCAAGGAAGCUUUGUUGGAUUAUUAUCAACAAUAAGGGAUAUUGCUUCGACACUCUGCACUGCACAAACAGAAAUUAUAAACACAACGUGCCCACUGUCGCGUCUUCCGAACCCAAGUACAUGUCAUGAAAUGAGAUGCUCCAACACUGAACAUGCAGGAUCAGAAUGCAUAGCCACCUGUUGUGAGGGCUAUCAUAUCAUUGGUGGGAAUGUAGCAACUUGCUUGUACAAUGGGAAUUGGUCAAAAUCUUCAUGGCAAUGUGUAGAGAUAGGUUGUACUGAGAUAAAUGUUGUGAAUGGGAUGGUGAAGACAUGUUCCUCACAACAUGAUAUUGAUUCAGUUUGUCGCAUUCGAUGUCAACCUGGCUUCAUCCUAGAUGGUAACCUUCAUUCUACUCAUUGUGAGGUCUCAGAUUCAGCUAGCAGAUACAAUGAAUGUAUGUUCACUUGUAGACGAGUAACUAAUUCCACCCCUCAGUGGGAUAAUAGUCCAACUACAUGCAGAAGGGAUCCUUGCUUUUCAAAUCCAUGCAUGCAUGGUGUCUGUGUAGCAAGUGAUGCUACAACAUUCACAUGCCAAUGUAACACAGGGUACAUUGGGCGAUUAUGUGACUUAAAUGAAGAUGAUUGUGUUGGCCACCUUUGUACAAACAACGCAACUUGUAUAGAUCAGAUUGGAGAAUACGCUUGUACUUGUCUACCAGGUUUUUCAGGUCAUAGAUGCGAUGUUAAUAUUGAUGAUUGCAGAACAAAUCCAUGUGAAAACAACUCAACAUGCACAGACCUUGUGAAUGAUUAUCACUGUGACUGUGGGGUUGGGUGGUCUGGGCGCAACUGUGGAAAUCGAAUCAAUUGGUGUGAGUCAAACCCUUGUAUGAACUAUGGUGUGUGUGAUUCUCUACCAGCGGGGUAUAGGUGUGAGUGUUCACUUGGGUUUAACGGGACAAAUUGUGAAAUUGACAUCAAUUUCUGUGAGAGCCAACCAUGCUUCAAUAAUGGUACAUGUUUUGAUGACAUAUCUACAUACAUAUGCACAUGCCAACCAGGGUAUGAUGGAAACAACUGUGAGCAUGAUGUCAAUGAAUGCAACUCCAAUCCGUGUCAAAAUAAUGGAAGCUGCUUUGAAACUACAAAUGCAGGAUACAGAUGUGCAUGCACUGCUGGUUACAAUGGGACUGAGUGUGAAAACAGCAUCAAUGAAUGUUCUUCUAAACCUUGUGCCAAUGGAGGUUAUUGCAGAAACAUAAUUAAUGGGUAUGAAUGCUCAUGUGCUCCUGGAUUCACUGGCAACCAAUGUAUGGAAAACAUAGAUGAGUGCGUGUCAAAUCCUUGUUUCAAUGGUGGUGUAUGCGUUGACCUAAUUGCUGGGUUUGCAUGCAUAUGUGCAGAAGGGUAUACCGGUUCAACUUGUAAUGUGAAUAUAGAUGAAUGCCAAUCUAAUCCAUGCUUAAAUGGUGGAAUCUGCAUUGACUUGGCGAACAGAUAUAGGUGUCGAUGCAGAGACGGUUACAGGGGUAGAAACUGCAAUAUUCCUCCUAAUUACUGUGCUUCUAAUCCUUGUAUGAACGGUGGCUCUUGCACGCACAAUACUAAUGGCUACUCAUGUUCAUGUGUGGUUGGGUAUGAUGGAAAUAACUGUGAGCGAAAUAUCAAUGAUUGUGUAAACCACCGCUGUGUUAAUGGAACUUGUGUGGACCAGAUUGCUGGUUACAGUUGCUUGUGUUUUUCUGGCUACAAUGGUGCAUUAUGCGACAACAAUGUUGAUGAAUGUCAAUCAAACCCCUGUCAUAAUGGAGGGGUGUGUGUAGAUAAAGUGAACUCAUUUGCUUGUCAAUGUACAACUGGAUUUACUGGCAUAGACUGCACGAUUUAUGUUGGGCCUUGUGUAUCAUCACCCUGCAUUCAUGGUGAAUGUAUUCACAGUGGUGACCACUUCAUUUGUCAGUGUGAUUCAGGGUACUCAGGAACAUUAUGUGGCAUUGAAUCGGACCCUUGUCAAUCAAACCCAUGUUUCCAUGGGGGUAAUUGCUCACGUACAUAUCCAGGGUAUCAAUGCCAAUGUAUAGAUGGAUACACAGGACGGAGGUGUGAAACGGACAUCAAUGAUUGUGUUCCAAACUUGUGUCGCAAUCGUGCUGUCUGUCGUGAUGCUAUCAACAAUUUUACCUGCGUUUGCCGAAAUGGUUACACUGGUCUUCUUUGUGGAAAUAUAGUGGAUAACUGUAGAUCAGAACCGUGUAUGAACGGAGCACGAUGCAUCAACAGAGUCAACAGUUUUGUUUGUCGAUGCAGACCAGGUUAUCGUGGUAGUGUAUGUCAAUCCCGUAUUAGAACUUGUAGAGCCCGUUUUCUUGGCCAGCAGUGGCCAUCAACUUGUACAGGAAAUGUGUUAGUAGGCAGGAACUGCUCACUUUCUUGUCCGCAAGGUACAGCCCCAUUGAUUUGGAAUGGACAACAACGUAGUGCCAUUUCUGCUCCAACCCGGCAGUGUUUGUAUACUGGACAGUGGACAAGGCACAGUAGGAACUACAGGUCAUGCGGUGUUGUCAUGUGCCCGCAACUACAAUCUUCCAUGCCCAGAAAUAAUGCAAGUAAUGAUGGAGUACGUUCAUUUAGUUUAAGAUCGCACAGUAGUAGUCAUACAUCUCAAGUGGUUUUACAAUCUGCUGAAGCGACCACCUACACUCACUACUUAAACUGCACCAACCACAAUAACAUUGGUUCUACUUGCGCUUUUGGUUGUGCAAAUUUCUACCAGCUUACAGGAUCCUAUUCCAGAACGUGUGGAAAUGAUGGCCAAUGGUCAGGAACUCCAGCAAUUUGUCAGCGUAUUAGCUGUGGUCAUCCUUUUCCAACAAAUUCGGGAAAUGGAAUCCUUAGUUCUACUUGCACUAAUGGUUACAAUAUUCAUUCAAUGUGUUUGCUCACUUGUUCCAUUGGUUUUGUUCGUUUUGGCCACGGUUUGAAACAAUGUGGAAUGGAUUAUACCUGGUAUCCCAAUACACCGUCUGGGUGUGUUGCUUCAUAUUGUGCUGGUCCACCACCCCACACUUUCCAUGGCAGCUAUGUAUGCAGUUCAUCAUCUAAUCCAGGCUCUAUAUGUACAUCUGUGUGUGACCCUGGGUAUAUAACUGUUUUACAUGGGAAGUACACAUGCUCACUCACUGAUAAUAACCUUAGAUGGGAAGGCCAGCCAGGCAUCUGUAGGAAAAAGGAAUGUCAAAAAUUCCUAGAUUUGAGAACUGGGGUGCAUGGUGGGUUUCAAUCUAAUGCAGACAAUAUUAGGUUAAUGAUUUCACCAUACAGUGGGUAUGUUGGUGGUAGGAGGACCAACGCUUGCAGUUUCAAGGCAGUUCUGGCAAUAAACGAUACAUUUUUAAAUUUGGUCACAAUUGAUUUAUGGUAUGGACAGCAACCAACCUUAUAUCACUUCGAUAUUGGGGACGAAAUGAAAACUAAUGGUUUAAAUGGAGCAAGUUACUCAACAAAUGUAGAUGAAGCUGCAGAAAUACUCGGAUUUAAUGAUGCUCUGGCAUUGUAUAAUAGUUCAUCUAGAUCUGUCUUGCUUAACGGAACAAGGAUUCCUGGUCCUUACUAUCCUGGUUUCUUUAGAAUACACGACCAUGUGAGCAUCAAACUAAACUCUGGUUCAGUAGUUGUAAAUAACAACAGAAAUUUUGUUGCUACUGUUGGACCAUCUGAAAACUUUAGUGCAACUAAUGGAAGAUUGGUGUAUGUUGGAUUAAAUAGACUUGCCAACCCAUCUACAAUAUUUGCAUCAAUACGAACUGGUGCUGGCUUGUGUUAUGUAUGUGUCAACUCAAACAAGAAUGGGACAGCAUAAGUUUUCACUGCCAUUGUAACAAUCUUGAGCUUUUUUAAUGUGCCGAAACAAAUUGUUUUGUAAUAAAGUAAAUCACAACAAGCAAAA